AGGAAUAAUGGAAUGUUCCUUGAGACAGUUCAAAUGUAAAAAUGAUAAAUGUGUGCAAAUGGCUUGGGUCUGCGACUCUGAAGAUGAUUGUGGAGAUAAUUCUGAUGAAGCUGACUGUAAUGUACCAACUACUUGUAAGGCAAAUGAAUUCCAAUGUGAUAAUGGCAGAUGUAUACCUUCAAUGUGGCAUUGUGAUAGAGAGAAAGAUUGUCAUGAUGGUAGUGAUGAAAAUCCAGAAGUGUGCGAGGCAAAGGUUUGUGACCCAGAGGAAUUUACUUGCCGUGGUAGUCCUGGAGAGUGUGUCCCACUAACAUGGAUGUGUGAUGACAACCCUGACUGCAAAGAUGGAUCUGAUGAAAAAGCUUGUAAUGAAACAUGUCGUUCAGAUGAAUUUACAUGUAACAAUGGAAAGUGCAUUCAGCAAAUUUGGGUUUGUGAUAUGGAUGAUGAUUGUGGAGAUCAUUCUGAUGAAAGCAAAUGCCCUGAAAAAUUAUGUCCAAAAUCUGAUUUUCAAUGUCAUGACAAAUCCUGUAUAACUGCAAAAUGGAGGUGUGAUGGAGAUUUUGACUGCCCUGAUAGAUCUGAUGAAAAGGAUUGUCCAAAUGAUAUUGCUGUGUUUUCUGUAUGCCUUGAUAAAGAAUUUCAAUGUACUGAUAGAAUGACGUGUGUCCAUCCUUCAUGGGUCUGUGACGGGGAUUCAGACUGUCCAGAUGGUGCAGAUGAAAGCUCUGAUCAGUGUGAAAAUGUUACAUGUCGUCCAGAUCAAUUUCAGUGUAGAAAUAAUCUCUGUAUAGCUGGUCACUUACAUUGCAAUGGACUAGCUGAAUGCACAGAUGGGAGUGAUGAAGAAAAUUGUGCAAGCCCGAUUCCAUCCUGUAAAAAUGAUCAGUUUGAUUGUGGAGGUGAAACGUGUAUAGCAAUGAAUAAGGUAUGCAAUAAAAUCCCAGACUGUCCAAACAGCGAAGACGAACCAGUAGGCAAAUGUGGUGUUGAUGAAUGUGCUACGAAUAAUGGUGAAUGCUCACACCUCUGUAUAGAUACUCCAACUAGUUAUCGAUGUGAUUGCCGCCCAGGCUACAAGCUUAUUGAUAAUUUCACUUGUGAUGAUAUCAAUGAAUGUGAAGAUCCUGGUUCAUGUUCACAUACAUGUGUGAAUGAAAAAGGGACAUUCAAGUGUGAGUGCCAAGAGGGGUAUCUACGAGAUCCCCAUGAUCGUACUCGUUGCAAAGCAACUGAAGGUCAUGCAAGUCUUCUUUUUACUAGACGACAUGACAUUCGUAAAAUUUCUCUUGACCAUCAUGAAAUGACAGCAAUAGUGAAUGACACCAAGUCAGCCACAGCUCUCGAUUUUGUUUUCAGAACAGGAAUGAUAUUCUGGAGUGAUUCAUCAGAAAAAAAAAUUUUCAAAGCACCUAUUGAUGAAGGUAGUGAGCGAACAGUUGUUAUAAGUAAUGAAAUUACUAUAUGUGAUGGGUUAGCUGUGGAUUGGCUCUAUAGUCAUAUUUAUUGGACAGAUACUGGAAAAAAUACUAUUGAAGUUGCUAAUUAUGAAGGAAGUAUGAGGAAAACUUUGAUUAAGGAUAGCUUGGAUGAGCCACGUGCCAUUGCUUUAAAUCCUUUGGAUGGUUGGAUGUAUUGGAGUGAUUGGGGAAAAGAAGGACGUAUUGAAAGAGCUGGCUUAGAUGGUUCUCAUCGCAGAACAAUUGUAUCCUAUGAUAUAAAGUGGCCAAACGGGUUGACACUUGAUCUUGUUCGGAGCCGUUUGUAUUGGGUUGAUGCAAAGCUCAAUUUGAUAUCAUCUGUAAAUUAUGAUGGUUCUGGCAGAACUGUAGUUCUUAGAUCUGCUGAAACACUUCAUCAUCCAUUCUCAAUUUCUGUAUUCGAAGAUUACGUAUAUUGGACUGAUUGGGAUAAACAAGCUAUAUUCAAAGCUAAUAAAUUUAAUGGUUCAAAUGUUACACCGAUUACAGCUAUUAGAAUGCUUCAAAAUCCCAUGGUGGUUCAUGUUUAUCAUCCAUAUAGACAGCCUGAUGGAAUUAAUCAAUGUGCAGCAGUUAAUGGCCAUUGUUCACAUUUAUGUCUACCAGCUCCUCAAAUAAAUGCAAAAUCACCUAAAAUAUCUUGUGCCUGUCCAGACGGCUUGGUCCUAAUGAAAGAUGGGCUUAUGUGUGCAGAUGAAGUAAAAUCUACCAUUUCUCCAGUGUCCAAUACAUCAAUUGCAGGAGAUAUAACUAUUAUCAUCAAUCGUAAUGAUGAAAACCAUAUACACCCAGACAUGUUUGAUGAACAAGAUAAUGGAAUGAUUGCCAGUAUGGUUAUCGCUGGUAUUUCAGCAUUCUUAGUUCUUGCUUCAUUGAUUGCUUUUAUUGUGUAUCGCCAUUAUUUACACAGAAAUGUGACAAGUAUGAAUUUUGAUAAUCCAGUUUACCGAAAAACAACAGAAGAUCAAUUUUCACUGGCCAAAAGUCAUUAUCAACCACAGCGUGUUUAUACUGCUACUGUCACUGAAGAAGCUCAUGAACCAUUAACAAGUCCUGGUACAAAUGAAUAUGUAUAA
This is a messenger RNA of Nezara viridula (southern green stink bug), 2557 nucleotides long. The record is from the annotation of a GenBank genome assembly. Lineage: Eukaryota; Metazoa; Arthropoda; Insecta; Hemiptera; Pentatomidae.